Molecule: messenger RNA, 2291 nt
Organism: Ruditapes philippinarum (Manila clam)
Lineage: Eukaryota; Metazoa; Mollusca; Bivalvia; Venerida; Veneridae
Exons: 4
Coding region: 505-1569 (354 amino acids)
Molecular function (GO): protein binding
Source: RefSeq, a predicted model, not a curated record
GAUUAAAGAUGUACUACCCACAAGCUGUCAGGAGUUUUUAAAGUGGUGAAUUUAAACAGUCUUACAACAGGAUGAAGAUUUCUGAAAAAGUAGAUGGCUAACACAUUAUAUCUCGGGCAUCAUUUGACUUAGAUAGUGUUGAUGUAUAAAGUUGAAGUCAGUAUAUUAUACAUCAAGAAUAGUGGAAUCCAGAAUUAAGCCUCAAAUGUGACUAAUUUACUAUAGAACAAAGAGUACGUACACUAUAUCGAUACAUUUUCUCAGUAACAGUAGAAUCAUCGAAAGAAAAACGAAGUUUUAAAUGUUAAGAUGUUCAUACAAGUAUUGUCCAUCCUGUGAUGGCCUGUGGUUUAUAAUAUAUAUGCAUUGUUUAAAAAGGAAGAAAAUUGAUGGUGGGAGUGUUCAUAGUUUUUCCUCAUCACAACAGUAAGCCACUUUGAAUUCAUAAGAAAACAGAUCAGCCACCGCAUGUGAUAAUAACAUAUUCAGUUUAUAUAACCUAAAAUGAAAUUUGGUAAAAGUAAAGCGGAUCUCCCUGGAUCAAGUGAUCCUUCUUUGUACGAAAAUACCAAUAUUUUGACAAUUAAUACUUUUGCCGGAACACAGAUAACGAAUAUUGAGGAGGAAGAUUAUGAAACAAUAGAUGAAACAAUAGAACCAAUAGAAGUUCGGGAUUCACAUGAAAGAAAAAAGAAAAACGCGUCUAAUGAUACAAUAGAACAAGUAGAAGUUCGGGAUUCACAUGAAAGAAAAAGGAAAAGCGCGUCUAAUGAUACUCUAAAGCGACUGAAAUGUAGGUUUAAUGUAAUGACAGUGCUGAAUACUGUUGUUUACAUAACUCUGAUUUCGUUGGUUAUAUUCCUCUUUGUGCCAAAGAGUUCAGUCGACAGUCAUUGGGCACAAUGGUCAAGCUGGACCUCGUGUGACGUAACAUGUGGUAAUGGAAAACAUCUACGGCUAAGAACGUGUACAAAUCAAUUUGCUACGACAAAUGACUGUAUUGGAGAAAGUUUGCAGAUUCGUGAAUGCACAAUUGGCAACUGUACAGUAAAUGGUCAGUGGGCAUAUUGGUCCAGUUGGACUUCUUGUGACGUAACGUGUGGCAAGGGAAGGCGAUUACGGACAAGAAGAUGUACAGAUCCAACGCCCGAGAAUGAAGGAAGGGAUUGUAUUGGAGAAAGUUUACAGAGUAGUCAAUGUUCAGAAGAAAACUGUCCAGCCUUUAUGUCUGCAUUUUCUGUGACAACACCACAUUCCUACAGCACGAUAAACGGAAUCAGAAAGCUAAAUUUUUCAAGAACCAUUUACCAGUAUGGUAAUGAUUUUAAUAUCUCGACAGGAACUUACACCUGUAGCAAAUCCGGUGUUUACCAUUUUUCUGUUACAUUGGUAAAGAAGCGGGUAGAUGAAAGGAAUAAUCAAAAUGAAUUGGUUAGAUGUAAACUUUACAAGAAUAGACAAUCUUUAAUCUAUAUAAAAGUUGAUCCAACUGACGAUGAUACAGACAAAGGCAAUGCUGCUAUAACUCAGUCUAUCGUGAUAAAUCUUGAUGUUGGAAACACUGUGUAACUUUCUUCGUGCAACAAUGCAAGCACAAGCAUGGAGGAUUGGUCCUCGUUUACUGGAUUUCUCCUAUGUAACAAAAAUUAAAGCCCGUGUUAGUCUAGAAAAUAUUGCUCUUAACCUGAUUCUUCUUAUUUGCAAUACUGUGUUUUGGAAAAUAACACUAUUGUUUUGAGUUGCUGUGAAAUAUUAAAUGUUAAGUGGCACUGUUACUAAAUAGUGACUUCUGUAAUGAAACUAAAGCCCCCGGCAAGGUUUUGAAUAUACAAGUAUUUGUUUCUCAUUAUAAUUGUAUUUUUCAUUAUGUUACUAAUAAAUAGUCUACAUGUUUUUAUCAAAUAAAUAAAUUUGAGAACAAGACUUAGAUUGCAAUAUCAGUUGUAACAAUAUCACUACAAAAACGGUUAACACAAAUCGAUAACCGAGUUCUGAAUCUAUACCUAUGCUCGAAUAAAGUAAUUGUAUCAAUUUUUUUGGCUUAAUCUUUACGUUUUUCCUCUGUUUAAGCAUAACAUUGAAUGAAUCAUUCAACUAUACGGAAAUAUGUAAUAUUUUUAAACCGAUUUCAAUCAAAUUCCCUAAGAAUGCACGAGGAAGUCUUGAAAGUAUAAUUCUUUUAAUGAAAUCAUUUUAGUGGAUGGCCAUUAGACACGUUGGUCCACCUGAACCACUUGUGGUAAUUAAUGAAACACAUCAACGGACAAGAACAUACAAAUAAAGGAAGAUAA